AUGUACGUUCAAACAACUGCUUCAGGUAAUGUUCUCAUCGAUCGUGAUGGCCGUAACAUUGCACAAGAGGGCGCGGCGGGGUGCCCCUCUCGGCUGCAGUCAGCCGCGUGCGCCCGCGCCCCGCGCACGCUGCACGCUGCACCGCUGCGCGCCCUCGUAGCGCACCCGCACCCGCACCCACCACUGCACACGUGCACACCACCAUCUGUCACUACCACGACGUGGACGGACUUAUUGCAUCUUUGUUUACGAUGCCACCGCCUGCGCAUACCAGAAUUAUACGCAAUGUUGCUACGGGUCGUUCAUUCUUAUCCCCGCCUUCGCCUGCUUCAGGAGCUGAUAACUAUUUUCCUGGCGAAUGAAAAAUAAUCUAAUUACUUCAAGAGAAGUACCUUAAGCAGCGGAGGUGUUUAUUCGGAGAGGCGCGAGGCUGCCGAGGUGGCGGCUGAGUCAGCAGCAAGCAUGAUGUCAUAUGGCAUGCGGAUAAUUGGAGCGUCCCGGCGCACGUCACAUCCCAUUCCCGCCGCAUACUUCACCCAAUCGAGCGAUGACAAAUCCAUUCAUAUUACCCACUCUAUUGUGCGUUACAGCUCUGUUUAGAAUUAAUUUAUCCUACACUGUAUUUGCCUUAUUUGUAUGUAUUAUGUGAUAUAUUUACCUUAAGCGAAUUGUACGAAAUACGUGAAUCUAGAAACGAAGACGACGUAGAUAUUCGAAGAACCAGAAGAAUCGGAGAUAAAGAAGAAAAUAAGAUUUACGAAACUGGUUUUCAUAAUGGUUUGACAGAUUGUUCUAUAUUCUGAGAUCAUUGUGAAAGCUGAUUUUGUUCCUAAAUCGAUUCAUUUAUGUCGACGGAAUCAACGCAGUGCGAACACUUGAAGAUAGUCACCACAUCGAGCUAUGUACACCAGACUUCAGUUCACACGUUUGAUACAUUAAAAUGCACUUGUAUACAUAAUAGUUGAACUAAUUGACGUUGCAGAGGGCACGAUCAAUUAGUUCGAUUAAUGUGUAUUUUUAACGCUAUUUUAAUGAUAAAUGUUGUUUAUAUACCAUUAAUUACUAUUACAUGUAUAUUUCCUAUUAUAGCUGUGUAAAUAUUAUUUUUUACGUGAUUGUCUCAUAAAAUGUUUUUUUGGUGCAUGUCUAUUUGUUAACUUUAUUUAUUUAAACAUAAACUAAUUUUUUUUCAGGGAUCCAAUUGGUUUCUUUUGAAUGACGUAAUUGUAUAUUUCAUUAUUUGUUUACCUGUACUUGAUUUUCAUGUAUUUUUUGUAUUUCUGAUGCACGUGUACUAAUAAAAAUUUACUUACA
Vanessa atalanta (red admiral) is the source of this 1314-nucleotide messenger RNA. RefSeq lists its product as uncharacterized. Bases 1 to 369 code for a protein of 122 amino acids. Lineage: Eukaryota; Metazoa; Arthropoda; Insecta; Lepidoptera; Nymphalidae. The transcript is spliced from 5 exons. The record is from RefSeq and is a predicted model, not a curated record.